AUGGCGCGGGACCAUGUAAACAUGGACCAAGACAAGAGAAUUGAGGCAAUUCACGACUUGGAGCUUAAGCAUCAGGAAAUCAUGCAUCAAUCCAAUGUUAUUGUCAAGGAGGAGGAUACGCGAAGGCAUAGACUUCGCAGUGUCGUACUUCGAGACGAGAACGCUACACUUCGAGAGCAACUCUCCCAGAAAGAUGUCCGUAUCAAGAAACUCGCCCAAGAGUGCGACGGCAUGCGCGAUCAAUUGGAGGCCGUGAACCGGACUUGCCAGGACCAGCAGAAGCAACUUCGCGCUCAGGCGCGAGAUCAGUCAAAUCUGAAGUCUGAAUUACAAUCAUUAAGCAGUGUCACCACCGAUUCGGCAAAACUCUUGUCAGAGAAACUUGCACUUUCACGCGAGUUGGCAGUUCUCAAGCCGGAACUUGAGCACCUGAGGUCUCAACUCUCGCACCAAAAUGAUGUCCUGGCUGAAAAGCUUGCUUUGGAACGACAGCUGAAUACACUAGAGGUUGAAUUGGCGAACGAGAAGCGGGCGAAUCAGAAGAUUUUGCAACGACAAGCCAGCAAGGACAAUGAGAUAGAAGAGGACCUGCGACAACAAGUAGCAGAUCUUGAGAAGAAGCUGGCGAAGGAACAGCGCGCCACAGAAAAGGCCAAGCAAUCCCAGGCCUCUCAAGAGAGUGAGAUUGAACAGGAGCUUCGGCAACAAGUAGCCGAUUUGGAGAAGAAACUCGUCACAGCCAAGAAAGCUAAGCAGUCCCAAGAAACUACAGAUGACCAAGCAAAUGAGGCGCUCCGACAAAGAGUAGUAGCACUGGAGCAGGAGCUUGCUCAACAGAAGACCGAGUUCGCCCAAGCUCGGAAGACUACGGCAAAGGAAAUGGCGGACGCGCAGAAUGAGCAAGAAAUCCUGCAGCAGAGACUCGAAGAAAUGAAGACUAAGCUGCGUCAAACGCGUGCUGAGCUCAAGGAGGCUCGCGGUGGACCUGCAAAGCCGCAGAACACGACUACUACCAUACCCACGGUAUUCGCUGAGGAUAAUUCUGUGAAGAAGCCAACAGCGAAGGCUCAAGCCCGCCGGAAGCGGCGAGCAGAGGAAAUCAGUGUGGAUGAAUUUGUUCUACAUACCCCCACAAAUACUGAUGGUAGACUCAAGCGACCCGUGAAGAAGCGAGGCGGUCUAGACCAUACACUGGUAGGGGAGAAGUCUGCCUUCUCCAUCACUCCCUUCCUCAAUAAGACCAUCAACAUCACAGAGGUAAUUAGUGAAGAGCCGGAAUCCCCAGAAGUCUUCAACGAGGGCAACCCGUCUUCCCUUCAAGAAGACAAAACAGGCUCAGAACCAACAGAAUCAGAACCUUCUGCUGAGGUCGCUCCGGAGCCAGUUGUAAAGCCAAGCCAGAAAGCCACGGUUGAGCCAGCUCAGAAGAAGGCUCGGGGCCGUCCUCCUAAAGCCAAGGCUCUUGCGGAGGCAUCUCCAUCGAAGAAGAACAUGCCGCCACCAAGCAGCCGCAAGAAUCUUUACGUUGAGUCAACAAUUACCAAAGUGAUGGACGCAGUAGAGGAGAGCGGUAAAGAGAACAGGCCGACGCAAGUCGUGACUGCUGCUAAGAAGGGUCUGGAGCUGAAGGUCAAGACUAGCGAAGCUCGCACCAGCGGCGCAAGCGCAAGUGGUUCAGAGCCGGAGCCUAAGAAGAAGAAGCGAAAGUUGCUGGGAGGCGCAAAUAAGCCGACACUCUUUGACGAUGAUGACGCAGAGGCAGCUCCCGCUCCUAAGCGGCCGGCAAAAAUGCAACUUAAUGUUGCAAGAGGCAUGGGUAGGGUGCCCCUGGGAGUAGCCCGUAGUGGUGCCUUUGGCGGCAGUACAUUCUCGCCGUUGAAGAAAGAGAGAAGAGGAGUGAACGCGAGUUUUCUGGCUUAA
Phaeoacremonium minimum UCRPA7 is the source of this 1920-nucleotide messenger RNA. RefSeq names its product putative rossmann-fold nad (+)-binding protein. The transcript is spliced from 3 exons. NCBI's taxonomy places the organism in Eukaryota, Fungi, Ascomycota, Sordariomycetes, Togniniales, Togniniaceae. The record is from RefSeq and is a predicted model, not a curated record. Bases 1 to 1920 code for a protein of 639 amino acids.